AUGCAAAUAAAUGAACUUGAUCUUCAAAAAUUAAAAGAUCAUUCAAACAACCUUACAAUGGAAUGGAUGAAGCAAAUGAAAUCUACAAAAUCAAGAAUUUUCCGUAGUUGUAUUUUAGAAAGUGAGCCAUGUCAAAGUAUCUUUCGUCAGCAUUUGGAAUGA
Messenger RNA from Heterostelium album PN500, 162 nucleotides. RefSeq lists its product as uncharacterized. Bases 1 to 162 code for a protein of 53 amino acids. The record is from RefSeq and is a predicted model, not a curated record. The transcript has 2 exons. Lineage: Eukaryota; Evosea; Eumycetozoa; Acytosteliales; Acytosteliaceae.